UCUGUCUCCCUUUUCCACCUGUGGGCGAAAGUUGUGAAUCUGGAGAAGCUUCGAGUCUUUUAGUGAAAGACACCAGCAGGAAGCAGCAGGAAUAUCAGGAGGGGAGGGUUGAAUGGAGAGGAGCGAGGCUGCGACCCUGACAUCCCUGAGUGUGCCUGCUGUCACUUGGCUGCUGGUGGCCCCCGGACACACAGACAAAUGUCGGGCCGCAGGGUUGGCUUCUGGCUCAGCGAUAAGAAGCGCAGGAGGAUGAACCUGGACGCCUUUGCAGACUUCUGUGCGGGCCAUGGAGUGGAAGUGGUGGAGAUCGACCUCACGCAGCCACUGGGGCCCCAGGGACCCUUCGACGUCAUCGUUCACAAGCUGUCUGAUGUCAUUGUGGAGGCUGAGCACGACAGCCAAUCGCAGCAGCUCCUUGCCAACUUCCAGAGCUAUGUGUCGGCUCAUCCCAGUACAGUUCUCCUGGACCCCCUGCCUGCCAUGACUCAACUCUUAGACCGCUUUGCCUCUUAUCGGAUCAUGAGCAAGCUGCACAAUUCACUCCAAGACUGGCGCGUCUGCAGUCCUCCUUACCUCGAGAUCCACAGUGUCAGUGACCUGUCAUCUAUUCAACAGGCUGUGAUGACCCAGGGCCUAAGCUUUCCUCUCAUUUGUAAAACCAGAGUGGCACACGGCUCCCUUUCCCAUGAGAUGUCUUUGAUUUUCAGUGCGGGGUGUCUGGCUGAUAUCCGUCCUCCCUGUGUGCUCCAGAGCUUCGUCAACCACGGGGCUGUUCUGCACAAGAUGUUUGUGGUGGGAGACAGACACUACUGUGUAGAGAGGCCGUCACUCAAGAACUUCCCCUCCGGUCCCUGUGACAGGAAGACCAUUUUCUUCAACAGCCAUCAGGUGUCCAAGCCAGAGUCAAACUCUGAUCUCACAGCACUGGACGAGCAGAUGCCAUGCCUGCCUCCUCCCAGCUCUGAAGCCAUGGCCGCCCUGGUCAGAGAGCUCAGACUUCAGCUUGGCAUGGCCCUGUUCGGCGUGGACGUCAUCGUCAACAUACACACACACACCCUCACCGUCAUCGACAUCAACAUCUUCCCAGGCUAUGAAGGAGUGCCCCAGUUUUUCUCCUCUCUGCUCAGCCACAUUGAGUCAGUGUUGGACAAACAGGCCUCUGCUGGCCCCGAGGCAACCGGCUCUCCCGAGUCAACACAGACUACAGGAGGUCCAUCUGCUGCAACAACUGGCCUUUAAGUCACCUCAGGAGCACAGCGUGGAUUGCACUGUGUUUCAUCAGCUUCCCAGGACAAAUGAAGUCAAUGACACUGGCUUUUUCACUCUUAUGUUGGGACCAAAAGGAAGCCUUAACUUUAAUUGUACAUUAAACUGUACCGUCUGUAAAUCACACUAAUAAUUGUGAGCUAUUUUCUGCUCUUUUUACAAGCAAAAACAGAAGGCACAUGAUGGCUUAAUACACUUUCCGUUUAUUGAUUGACGGGUAGCAUAGAAGAAGAUACAGCAGGCACAAAAUACAGCACUCUGAUUGGCCAGUAAUAUUACAAAUGGUGUUUUUGUUAUCAUAUUUUUCCCUGUUGUUCGAAAUGUCCUCUAUGGCCUCGUGUCACGCCCUCCCCCGCAGACAUUUCCUGCGUCUUUCUUGCUGGUUUGUAAGAUACAUUUUGUGGAAACAUUUUUGCACUAAUAUAGAAAAAGAAAAAAACGACAGUACAUUAAUUUUUUUUCAUUUAUUCUCAAGUGAACAAACACCUCAUCGCUGGAACAGACAAUAAUGAGCUGAUCCUGUGUGUCAUCACUACGUGUUUACACAAGCUGACCCACCGGCUACUCUGCCAGUGUUUUAAUGUAUUGUAAAUCUUGGCUGUGUAGAAAAAGAGAGAUUAUAUAUCUGCUAUAUGAGUACUCUAUGAUGCACUUUGACAACAUAUUAAAAUACAUGAAAUAA
Molecule: messenger RNA, 1948 nt
Organism: Epinephelus lanceolatus (giant grouper)
Lineage: Eukaryota; Metazoa; Chordata; Actinopteri; Perciformes; Serranidae
Product: inositol-tetrakisphosphate 1-kinase-like
Biological process (GO): inositol trisphosphate metabolic process
Cellular component (GO): cytoplasm
Molecular function (GO): magnesium ion binding; inositol-3,4,5,6-tetrakisphosphate 1-kinase activity; inositol-1,3,4-trisphosphate 5-kinase activity
Source: RefSeq, a predicted model, not a curated record